Messenger RNA from Trypanosoma grayi, 633 nucleotides. RefSeq lists its product as hypothetical. Lineage: Eukaryota; Euglenozoa; Kinetoplastea; Trypanosomatida; Trypanosomatidae. The coding region runs from base 1 to 633 and encodes 210 amino acids. The transcript has a single exon. The record is from RefSeq and is a predicted model, not a curated record.
AUGAAAGAGGUGGCAGCUGGAGGUAAAAUUACCAGUGUCACGUUCCAGUGGGCACGUGCUGGUAAAAUGUACACUUUACAGGGCUCUCGGGUGGUGCACCACGGUGGUGGUGAGAGCCCCUACCGGCCAGUGGUGGGGGAUUUGAAGAUGGCGCCAGACCAGGGUAAGUUUUUCUACGAGAUUAGGACCAACAACGACAACUGCAAGCUUGGCGUGUGCGUCGCGGACGCGUUUCAAACGGAUAAUGAGUUGCGGAACGUGGAGCUCGGCACGAGGUAUGAUCCCUCCACGCGCAACAAACUGCCUUCCCCCACCAAGUGCUGGGUGCUGAACUGCCAGACCUCUGCGGUGGAGGUGAACGGGGAGGAGCGGAAGAGGCUCUGGCGCUUAUUUGUCCCUGUAUCGGGUGCACGCUUCGGGUUUCUCGUAGACACGAAUACGGGGGUUGUGCAGUUGUACGUGAAUGACGAGUACCAGGGUAUUUUAUUUGACGAGACGCUGGAACUAAAGGGCAAAGCACUUUGUCCGUGCAUUGGACUGGCAGGGAUGGACAUGAAUAACCGGAACAUUGGCGCUGGAAACAAGAGCGCCUGUGUGAGCCUCGCGAAGCGAUGUCCUGUGGGUGGGGUGUGA